This is a messenger RNA of Drosophila busckii, 2724 nucleotides long. It is a transcript of the gene Ets96B, whose product is annotated as ETV5-related protein Ets96B. The coding region runs from base 353 to 2716 and encodes 787 amino acids. Gene Ontology annotation, biological process: regulation of transcription by RNA polymerase II; cell differentiation. The record is from RefSeq and is a predicted model, not a curated record. Gene Ontology annotation, molecular function: sequence-specific DNA binding; DNA-binding transcription factor activity, RNA polymerase II-specific. Gene Ontology annotation, cellular component: nucleus. Lineage: Eukaryota; Metazoa; Arthropoda; Insecta; Diptera; Drosophilidae. The transcript has 7 exons.
UGUUAGUUCAGAAAUUUUGGACUUGUAGAAGACAUUCGAAUUAAAUCAGCUUACAAUGGUUUGGAUUAUCGUAAACAACCUCUUAAAGUACCAGCUGGGGAAAGCGGACAACAAACUAUUCUGCAGCUUCUAGCUACACAUGUAUGUGGGCAUAAAAACUUGCCGCUUUCUGCGUUUCCGCAUCGGCUUGAUUUCAACCUAACCUGGGCCAAGGCAUGCAUCCAUAUGUGUGUCUGUGGCUAUGUGGGUUUUUUGUAUGUAUAGUAAUUAAGGGUAACUAGCGCCCAAAACGAUUCUCGAGAGCGCCGAGGCGUAACGCUUGCGCCAAUUUUUAAGUGUCAGGUGAAAGACAAUGCAAGAGCCGGCGAAAACAAACAUUAAACUGUUUGCCCUUUGGGUUAUGCCAGAGAUCAUUAUUAGAUCUUUAAAAGUGAAAUGCCUUAAUAGUCGUAAUAAGCCAGUGAGAGUGACAGAAAGCAACGCCCUCAUUAGUUGCAAAAGUGUCAAUAAACCGCAGGUGUCAAUUGUCUUUUGUCGCAGAUACAAAAACACACAUACAUGUGUUGCUGUGUAUAUCAUAGACUGGACAGUUGAAGUUCUAGCUUGGGUUCAUUACUUAAUGACGCGGCAGCAACAAAACAAAGGCGUACCACACAUGGUGCAGCUAGAAGCUGUUAAGCUAAUUGCCACUACUUUGCUUCGAGUCUCGAUUCCAACCUGUUGUGCUGUUGGUGCCACAGCAGGAGGCUUUAAAGUUGCACUUAAAGCGUACUUGUGGCACCCCAAAUGCCAAUAUUUCUUGCAAAUUACGAAUUGGCAAUUCAUUUGCCAAAAAUGUUGUGCCCAAAACAAGCUUUUGACAAUUUCCUGCUGCGACUGCGGUUCAUUUCCUUUUCCUUUCACACGCUCGUUCUCUCUCUCUCUCUCUCUCUCUCUCUCUCUUCUAUUUUGGCAGGCCGACUACAGCGAGGCCAAGUCUCAUCUUGAGCAGUUGCAACAGUCCUUAACUCAUCAUCAUCAUCAUCAUGGACUCUAUCACACCGCGCCCAAUACUUCAACUAUAACCACAGAUUCGGUGGUUUCCUGUGUCACUUCAGUGGGCAAGGCCAUAUCCUCUCCAUCCUCUUCCUCCAGCUGUGACCACCUGGAUACGGAGCGCAAAAAAUGCCACAAUCACAGUGAGCUUGAUGUGAGUCACACGCUCAUGGAGGCCAUCUGUACAUUGCCGCCGCCACCGCCUCCACCACCCUGUUGUCUGGCCAUGGCCGGAAGCUCCACGCCACCAGCCGCAGCAGCUUUAAUGAAUGGCUCAGUGCCCAGUUCCAACGGUGCCAGCAGUUCCUUAUGCAAUGAGCUUGUGCGCGAGUCUUCCUGGUAUGCGCACCAUCAUCAUCACCAUCAUCAAUUGGCCGACGAGCUGGUCAUGUACACAACGCCAACGCCGACGGCAGCAGCGGCAGCUGCCAUUGGCAAAUUUGGACUGGACACUUCCACUGAGGGUUACUUGAACGCAAGGUACAAUGUGAAUGUCAAAGGCGUGCGCCAUGAAAGAACAUCAACUUUCUUCGAUAUACCCGCUGUGACGCACCCGCACCCGCUCCCGCACUCUCAUCCACAUGCCCACUCGCAUCCAUAUUGCUACAGAUUUCCAUCAACGCCACCCGCGGGCAUUUUAAAAAAGAGCGAUGAAGGAGCCAGCAGCACUUCAGCAUAUUGCAACGAUGAAUCCGUUGGUCAACAAUUUCACCAGCACAACACUAAGAUUGAGCAUGCCGACUCCACGACAACAGCGGCUCAACAUCAACAGCAACAACAACAACAACAACAGCAACACCAGCAGCAGCAACAAGCAGCGCUGCAUCACUCUCAGCUUCCACAUAAUCAUCAACAGACGCAGCAUACACAUCAACAAUCCCAUGCACACCUGACUCCAGUACAUGCUGCCUCCGCCUUCAAGUUCAGUCACACAGCUGUUAUUUCUAGUUCAGCUGUAUAUGCCACGCCUCCGCACUAUGGUCAUCCACAGCAAACACAGUCUCACAAUCAUGCGGCCUCCGUCUAUCGCGAUAUUUCGUCGACUGUAGCAACGGCUAGCGAAUCGGAGCUGAAGUACGAUAGUGGUCCUUACAACAAUACCAUCUCAUCAACCUAUCCGCCGCCUUUGCGUCCCAGCGUAGUUGAUUCGACAACCUCCAAUGAUGCUGAGCUGCGCUUGGAUCAGUUUUACGCAAGCAAUGCCAUUUCCACCAGCAGCAAUGCACAAGGCAUUAGCCAGCGUAGAGGCUCGCUACAGUUAUGGCAGUUUCUGGUUGCACUAUUGGAUGAACCUGCUACCAGCGCUAGCUGCAUUGCCUGGACAGGCCGCGGCAUGGAAUUCAAACUAAUUGAGCCAGAGGAGGUGGCGCGACGCUGGGGAAUACAAAAGAACCGCCCUGCCAUGAACUAUGACAAGCUUUCGCGUAGCCUGCGCUAUUACUAUGAGAAAGGCAUCAUGCAAAAGGUUAACGGCGAGCGUUAUGUCUAUCGAUUCGUCUGUGAUCCUGACGCACUCUUCAACAUGGCUUAUGGUCACCUCACAGGCAAACAAGCCGAUCAGCAGCAUCAGUUAACCUUGACGCUGGCCAAAUCCUCACCAGAGUCGCAAUCGCAAACGCAUCGCGUACAGAAAUCUCCAAGUACAGAUUACUACGAUAGCAGCUUACAUAAGUACCAGUAGGCGUAGCG